AUGGCUGACACAAACAUUAUUAAACCCUUUCUUUGUGAGGGUAUGGAUAAAGCGUUGGUCAGUGUGGAAUGGGAGGAGUGGCUAAGAUCCUUUAAUCUGUAUCUGACAGUGGCAGGAAUUGAGGAAGCGAAAAAGAAGAGAGACAGAUUGUUGCAUUUUGGUGGUACUCAACUUCAAGAGGUAGCUUAUAGUCUGCCUGAAGCUGUUGUUGAUACUGCACUAGAAGGAGAUGAUGUUUUUAAAAUUCUUGUUCAAAAACUCAGUGAUUAUUUUUCACCUGCAAAAAAUUCAACCUUCGAGCGGCAUGUGUUCAGGAAAAUCAAACCAGAGAGCGAGGAAAAUUUUAACAAAUUUUUGCUUAGGGUAAGACAUGCAGCUAAACGAUGUUCCUUUGGCAAAAAUGAGACUGAGAGCUCCGAAUUAAACAUGAAGCAUUUAAUUAUUGAUAAUUGGGCUUCUCUCGACUUGAAAAAGAAAACUUUGGAAAAAGAACACACACUUGAUCAAGUUAUUGAAUUGUGUCUCAUUCAUGAGCAGAUUACAAAUUGCUUGACUCUACUCGCGGUUGUCUCUGGGGUGAGUUAUGUCAACAAAAUCAACUAUCAAGGUAAUAAGAAAGCCGAAAAUUUUUCACGUUGCGGCAGGAUGACACAUGGAAAUAACCAAGUUUGUCCGGCUAAGGAUGUCAAGUGUCAUACUUGUGGUCUGCAGGGCCAUUAUGCCAGAUGUUGUAAAUCACCUGCACACAAAAGGAAGUCCGUCACCUCAAAUUUUCGAGAUGGCAACAAUAAACGUUUUAAACAUAGGGUUAAUUUUGUUGAAGAUGCAUCUGAAGAUAUUGAAAGUGGUGAAAGUUUUAGUACUGAUCAAGAAAUUGUAAAUAAUAUAAAAAAAGGAAGAGAAGACGAAGAAGAUGAUGAUAGUGGAAGCGAGGAUGAUAUUCAAGAAACUCCAAUAACAAACUUUCAAGUUACUGAAGCUAUUCGUACCAUCAGACAUUUUAUAGAGUGA
Messenger RNA from Trichogramma pretiosum, 1011 nucleotides. RefSeq lists its product as uncharacterized. Gene Ontology annotation, molecular function: zinc ion binding; nucleic acid binding. The transcript is spliced from 4 exons. The coding region runs from base 1 to 1011 and encodes 336 amino acids. The record is from RefSeq and is a predicted model, not a curated record. Lineage: Eukaryota; Metazoa; Arthropoda; Insecta; Hymenoptera; Trichogrammatidae.